Molecule: messenger RNA, 567 nt
Organism: Penicillium digitatum Pd1
Lineage: Eukaryota; Fungi; Ascomycota; Eurotiomycetes; Eurotiales; Aspergillaceae
Product: cupin domain-containing protein
Source: RefSeq, a predicted model, not a curated record
AUGGCUUCCAAUACCAGCCAGCUAUCAUCUCUGCGAGCCAUAACACGGCAUGUCACAGGCCACAAUGAAAACGGAAAAGCAGUGAUCCAUUCCUCGACACCGGCUGAAUGGGAAUCACUCCAGGAAAAAGGGAUGGCAUUUAACGUUGUUUACACGAACCAAUUCUAUCCUGAUCUCAACAAUGACGCGGACGUGAAGACCUACGAGACAUUGAAAAGAUCGAACCGGUUGGGCCUCGUUAACCCUGGUGGAACCGUUUGCCGCAUUGUGGACUUCGCCCCCAACAACCGGGCCGUGGUUCACCGGACGCAGAGUCUUGACUAUGGUGUAGUGCUCGAAGGACAAAUCGAAAUGAUCUUGGAAGAUAGCGACCCAGUCAUCAUGAACCGAGGGGGUGUUGCGGUACAACGGGCUACGAUGCAUGGGUGGCGAAAUACUAGCGAGACAGAAUGGGCUCGUCUCCUGUUUGUGCUGCAGGAUUGCAACAAGUUGACGGUGGCCGGGAAGGAAAUGGGAGAAGAUCUGGGAAUUGCUGCCGGAGUACUCAAGCCGAGUGGAAACAGUUAG